UGAUAAAUGUGUGUAUAAUAGCUCUAUUGAUAACUUUUUUCGGAACUUUGCACAUAUAGUUACAUGAAAUGAAACCAGGGAGACUAAAGGACGGACUUCAUCUUCAAGUCAAGCUGGAAAAUUAUGAAUUUAUAUCUUUGGGUGUGAGAGCUGGAUUCCAACCGUCUUUUUCGUCGCUGAAAGCUAACGGAAACCGUUACCUUUAAUGAGGAAUAAAGUGGCGGUUGAAUAUUAAGUUACAGGUUUUAUGAUUAGAAUAGAUGUGAGACAUAUUUUCAUUGCUGUUCAGCCUUUUUUGAGGCCUGGGGAUGGGAACUAUCGCUCUCUUUCACCAAGCUUUCCCUUCCAUCAGGUGUCGCUCCAGCUCCAUUUUAGCCAUGUAACGUUAAGCUAGCUAGCUCUGCCCCACCGGCUCCUAGGAUUCCUGUGGCGGAGGUUCCUGGCGUGGCCGGUAGAGAGGGAUGGAAGACAGCCACUGCAGGGAGAAUCGAGAAACCUGAGCAGAGGAGGACGAGAAACGUAUACACACUCUCACAAGGAGGUAGAGACCGCAAAGCCUCGGACAGUAGCGGCCAUUGCGGCUGGGAAGCAUGUUGGGAGCUUGGGCGGCUCGCCUCAGAUCCACAGGACGCCGACACAGCCGGAGAUAGGAAGCCCAAGUCCGGAUACGGUUUCGCCUGGAGCUCCGCCGAUUUGGGGUCGGAAACGGACACACCGCCCUCCUCUACGGACACUCAUCUGGAGUGUGUAGGAUAUCCUCUCUCCCUCACACAUUCACAGGAGGCAGAAAAAGCACCAGUCACCGGUGGAAACCGAUAUCCAAGGAGGGACUGGUCGGAGACAACACACUGAGCGAUGCGACUGUGUGUUCCUGCACACACAUAUACCCAGACGGCGAUUAUGGAUAGAUAGCGUUUAUGUAACCUUCAUUCAGAUAGACACAGGCACAUUAAACGUCCUUUACUGUCAAAAUACGCGCUUACUCGAGGCUUUUGUUGUCCUUUUUAUUCUCUUAAGUAUCCCUAAGGAUUAUCUAACCCUGCUUGGAAGUGAGCUGCUGGGCUUUUCACUGUGCGCCAAUGCAUCAUAUCCACUAGUUUCAAGCAGGCUGGUGUUGAAAGGACGCGGACAAGAAGAAGAAGCCGGAGCUGGAGGCUUGACUUGCAGCAGCAGACCGGGUCACUGCGGUAGCCUGCUGGCCGACCCCUAGGACUCUCCAGUGGGGUUAUAGAGCCACCAUGGCCGGGUUUAUACCGGGUCUGCUGCCGACAAACCAUUCCCAGGAGAAGGAAUUCGCCCAGGCGUAUGAAGAUGUCCUGGAGAGAUAUAAAGAUGAGCGGGACAGAGUACAGAAGAAAACCUUCACAAAAUGGGUCAACAAACAUCUCAUCAAGGUGAGGAAACACAUCACAGACCUGUAUGAGGACCUGCGGGAUGGACACAACCUCAUCUCCCUGCUGGAGGUCCUCUCUGGCGUCACCUUGCAACAGAAGAGCGGCCCUUCAUUGAAAAGGGCAUACGCUUCGCGGGCCCCCCCUCUCAUCUUGCUCGAAGGGGGUGAUGAGGAGGAGGAAGGAGCUCAGGGACCCAGAGAAAAGGGCCGAAUGAGAUUUCAUCGACUACAGAAUGUCCAAAUAGCGCUGGACUUCCUCAAACAGAGACAGGUCAAACUGGUGAACAUCAGGAAUGAUGACAUCACAGAUGGGAACCCCAAACUGACAUUAGGUCUCAUCUGGACCAUCAUCCUUCACUUUCAGAUCUCAGAGAUCUAUGUGAGUGGCGAGUCAGGCGACCUCACAGCCAAAGAGAAGCUGUUAAUAUGGAGCCAGCAGGCGACAGAAGGCUACCCCGGCCUCCGCUGCGUCAACUUCACCUCAUCCUGGAGCGAUGGACGCAUGUUCAAUGCUCUGCUGCACAGAUACAGGCCAGACCUGAUCGACAUGGGAGUGGUGUCACGGCAGAGUAACCGGGAAAACCUCGAGCAGGCCUUCGAGAUCGCUGAGUCGCUAGGGGUGACCAGACUGUUGGACGCUGAGGAUGUUGAUGUCCCGUCCCCAGACGAGAAGUCAGUCAUCACCUACGUCUCUUCUAUCUAUGAUGCCUUCCCUAAAAUCCCUGAGGGAGGAGAGGGCGUCUCUGCAAAUGAGGUGGACCAGCGCUGGUCUGAGUAUCAGUCAAGGUUCUCUUCUCUGCUCCAGUGGAGCCGCCAGCAUACAGCCCUUAUGGCUAACAAGAACUUCCCACAAAACCCUGUGGAACUCAAGGCACUUUACAACGAGUACGUCCAUUUCAAAGAGACAGAGAUCCCGUCAAAAGAGCUGGAAAAAGGUCACAUUGAACACCUCUACAAAUUACUGGAGGUGUGGAUAGAGUUCGGUCGUAUUAAGCUUCCUCAGGGCCUCCACCCCAACGACCUCGAGGAGGAGUGGGGAAAACUCAUUCUGGAGAUGCUGGAGAGAGAGAAGGCUCUACGGCCGGCUGUGGAAAGGUUAGAAAAGCUGCUUCAAAGAGCCAACAAGAUUCAAAACAUGGCUCUGGAUUGUGAGGAGAAGCUCACCCUUGCUAAGAACACACUCCAGGCUGAUAUGUCUCGAGUGGAGAGCGGUGAGGCAGUGCAGUGUGAGAGAGAACUGGCGUGCUACCUGCAGGACUGCGAGUCUCUCAUUAGACAACUGAACCAGGAGCUUAAGGUCCUCCGAGAUGAGAAAUACUACCAGGUUGAACAGCUGGCAUUCAGAAUUUCCUGCCUUCAAGAGGAGCUGGUCUCCCUCAGACUGCAGUGCUCCAGCCUCUACAGAAAAGGGCACUUUACUCAGGCACUGGGCACCAUGGGGGCAGAACACACCAGCCACAGAUCCACAGACAGUGGCCUCUCACUGGGGCAGACGCUGCUGGGAGCUGUGGGCGCAGUGGGAGCCGUUGGUGCCGCGCUGCUGAGGCGACCCAUGGCUCGCUCCCAGCUGGUAGCCAUGUCUUCAUCAGAAGAUGAAGGAAGCCUGAGGUUCAUCUAUGAGCUGCUUGGCUGGGUGGAGGAGACACAGGAGCUUUUGGAGCGUGCUGAAUGGGGUGCAGACCUUCCCUCAGUAGAAAACAACCUACAAGAGCACAACAGGAUCCACACUGCAGUAGAGGAGCUGAUGAGCAGCCUUCAGGAAGCACGCAGCUAUGAAGCUAAAGUCACUCCAAACUUUAAGAGCAGUUACUCUGAAACCCUGGCCAAGCUGGAGCAUCAAUACUGCAAACUACUGGAACAUUCGUCAUGGCGCCUGCGGAGCUUGGAGAGCCUGCAUGCAUUUGUGUCCCACUGCACCGAGGAGCUGAUUUGGCUCAAUGAGAGGGAGGAGGAGGAGAUCGCCUUUGACUGGAGCGACAACAACCCCAACAUGAACGCCAAGAGAGAAUUAUACAGCGAAAUGAGGAUAGAACUGGAUGAAAAACAAGAAGUGAUGCGGUCACUCCAGGAAACAGCGAAUCGUCUGUGUCAGGAGAACCAUCCCGCCAAACAGACCGUGGAGGCCUACAGUGCAGCCCUGCAGACUCAAUGGCAGUGGGUAGACCAGCUUUGUGUUUGUGUGGAGCAGCAUCUCAAAGAUAACACCGCAUACUUCCAGUUUACAAGCGAUGCCCGGGACUGUGAGUCGUACCUGCGUCAGCUUCAAGAAACCAUCAAGAGACAGUACACCUGUGACAAGAACAGCAGACUGAGCAAACUGGAAGACCUGCUCCAGGACUCAAUGGAGGAGAAGGAGCAGCUGAUUGAGUAUAAGAGCACCGUAGCAAGCCUGGUGGGCCGGGCAAAGACAGUGGUGCAGCUUCGCCCCCGCAGUGCAGAGUGCACCCUGGGAGUAACAACACCCAUCAAAGCCAUCUGUGACUACAGACAGAUAGAGACAAACGUUCAGAUCACAAUAAGCAGAGGUGAGGAGUGCGUGCUGGAGGAUAACUCUCAGAGGACAAAGUGGAAGGUGAUCAGUCCUUCAGGGAAUGAGGCCAUGGUUCCCUCAGUGUGUUUCACCAUCCCACCCCCAAACCAGGAAGCCAUCGACACAGCCAGCAGAGCGGAGCAGUUAUACCAGAAGGUCAUGUCUCUGUGGCAUCAGCUGCAUGUCAACAUGAAGAGCGUCGUUUCAUGGCACUAUCUGCUUAAAGACAUCAGGACUGUUGCUGGGUGGAACUUGGAAACAGUUCGCUGUCAGUCUCCAUCAGAGCGGCAGCAGGUCCUAGACCAUCUCGAGUCUCAGCUGGCCGACUUCCUCUCUGAUAGUAAAGAGAGUUCUCUGUUCACGCCGAGUGAAAGACGUGAGCUGGAGAGGGAUGUUCAGGCAGCCCAACAGCACUGCCAAGAUCUGCUGCACAAUAUGGAGACAGUGGAGAAGGAUGAGUCAGUAUCUCGAUCGUAUUUGUCAGAGCUACAGAACAUCAGCCUCCGUCUGAAUGAAACAGAGCAGAGACUGAUGAGGGGGAUUCAGACUCCGCCUCCUAGCCGGCUGUCAGGUGACAGUGCUGACUACGCAGUCCAGGUUGCAGAGCAAGAGAAGCUGCAGUCAGAGCUGGAUGGCCUGCGCUCCAGUUUGGGUGAUGUAUCUCGCCGCUGUGUCAUUUUCUUCGAGGAGAAGCCGACAUCCUCCAGCGUUCCCGUCCUCAGAUCUGAACUCAAUCAUGCUGUAGAGAAGACAGACAAACUUCACAACCUCUCAUCUGUUUACCUGGAAAAAUUAAAAACAGUAGACAUCCUGAUACGUAGCCUUGAUGACGCUGAGAGCCAGGUCAGAAAGUACGAGAGCAGAUUAAGUGAAGAAGACACUGUUACUGCUGACACAACAGCCAUUAAAAACCUCAGAGAUCAGCUAGGGAAGUGGCAGGCUGAGCUUGCAGAACAAGAGGGUAUCUUUAAGUCUCUGCAGUCUGAGGUGAGUCGAGCCAAAGAGGCGGGAUCUCGGCUCAGCAAGCUGCACCCAGACCGCAGCCCUGAGCUGGAGCGAUACCAGGAGAAAGCCAAUCAGAUGACAGAGAGGUGGAGCGGCAUCAAGCGACAAAUAGAGACACGACGAAGUGAUCUAGAAGUUUUGGGCUCAGCCCUGCAGCAGUACAGAGAUGGGCACUCUGCUCUGAUAAAGUGGAUCGAAGAAACAACGGAAAGACAAGAGAACACACAUCCUGGACAAACAGACAGCAAAGCAUUGUCUGAACAACUGGCCCAGCAGACAGCACUAGUAGCUGAGAUUGAACAGAACCAGACCAAACUAGACGAGUGCCAGACACACUCCAAACAGUACUGUACCUCAGUGAAAGAUUAUGAACUUCAGCUCAUGACCUACAGAGCCUUUGUAGAAUCCACGCACAAGUCCCCUGUCAAGAGGAGGAGGAUGCACUCUUCGUCUGACGCCAUCACUCAGGAGUUCAUGGACUUGCGCACACGCUACACAGCCUUGGUUACCUUGACAACCCAGCAUGUGAAGUACAUCAGUGAUGCACUGAGAAGACUAGAAGAAGAGGAGAAAGAGGUCGAGGAGGAGAAGCAGGCUAGAGUUGGACAAGUUUCAGAUCUGCUUGGCUGGGUCAAAGGCCUGCAGCGACGGACGGGUGGCCCCAACGCAGAGUCUUCACUUGCUGCUCAACAAGCCAUAAGUGAACAACUUGCAGCCAAGAAAGAUGAAGUGGCUGAAGCCAUAAGGAACACACAAGUUUUCCUGCAUUCAAAGCAAGCCAGCAAGUUGUCCCAAGAGGAGCGAGCUCAUGUGGAAGCUCAGCUGGACGAACUUACAGCCACCUACAACCAGCUGUGUGAUAGCUCCACACAACAGCUGCAACAGCUGGAGCAGCAACUGGCCAAAGAGGAGGAAAGAAAGAAACAAUUUGCCAUUGCUGGAGUAAUCGACUUGGGAACCGUGGAAACAUUCCCAGUCUUCCAGGCAGCCCAACGUGGUCUUAUUGACCAGGACACCUGCCGUGUAAUAUUGGAGGCCCAGAUCAUUAAUGGUGGGCUCUUCCAGCCUGACUCUCCACUAAAACUUUCAUUAGAACAAGGCUUAUCUCAGGGCCUGAUUGACAGCCAUACCAUGGACACUCUGUCUGAGCUUGAAAAUGCUCUGCUUUUGGUUGAAAAUACCAAGUGUGCCAAUGCACAACUGCAAAAUGUGUUGCCAAUAGCCACAGCGAUGGAGUUUGGUCUCAUCGGGAAAGAGAUCGGACUUCGUAUGCUAGAACUCCAAAUGAACACAGGAGGUCUGAGAGACUACAUUGGAAAAUCACUGAGUUUGGAGCAAGCAGAAGACAUGAAGCUUUUGACACCCAGCGACCUCACCAAACUCCAGUCAAGGCUACAACAUAGAGAGUUGAUUGAUCCAAACACAGCUGAAAAACUAAACCUACAUGAGCUGCAACAGCGCUGUGUUCUCAGCGAUGACUCGGGUCUCCUUCUCUUUCCUGUCAAACAGCAACCUGGAGGAACUGUCUGCCUCAAAUCUGGAAGAAAAGUUGGCAUCUUCCGCGCAGUCCAGGAAGGCCUGAUUGAUCGAAAAGUUACUGUACGACUUCUUGAAGCUCAGCUCUUUGCUGGUGGAAUUGCUGACCCAAGGUCCAGCCACAGACUAACAAUAGAUGAGGCUGUUCGUCAUGGGCUUAUGGACCAGGAUCUAGCCUGUGCGAUGUUUGCGCGACAGCUGCAAAGUGGAGGAAUUAUUGACCCUUUCAGUGGAGAACGUCUAGAUUUGGAAGAAAGUAUACACAGAGAUCUUCUCUCCUCUCGUUUGGCUGUAUUGGUCCUUGAGUCUCUUUUGGCCUUUAUGGGAGUACUCUGGCCUGAGACCGGAGAACUCCUUCCCAUUGCUGAAGCUGUUCAACAAGGUGUGAUCUCAGGGGAGCUUUCCAGAAACAUCCUGAGACAACGACGUGCCAUAGGGGCUCUAUACAAUCCAGAAACCCUGCAGGUGCUGCCCUUAAAUCAGUCUGCUGAGGAAGCUCUUGAACCCAGUUUAGUCAGUUUUCUCAAAAACAUCCACAUUCCAGAUGUUCUGUCUACCAUAAACCAAUCAGGUACUCCAUCUCUUAAUCGUUUGAGCUGGAGUUCCACCAGCUCCUCUCCCCCUCCAUCGUCUCCUCAGACUUCUUCAUCUCCUGAAGGCACUACUUGGGAAGUAACACCAACACAUGGAAUGGACCCUGAAGAACAAGCAAAACAAAACCUGCUGUUUCACCUCAUGACUCACAGCUAUGUGGAUGUUCAUUCUGGUAAAAGGUUGGUGCUGCUGGACUCUGAGUUGGUGGAGUUAGUUAAAACUGUUGAACUCUUUCCUGCAAACUUUUUCAAUGGAAGUCAAGUUGAGCCACAAGGCAGCCUUUCUGUAGAUAAGGAGGGGAAAUUGGAAAAGGUGGGAGAGUUUAGUCUGACAGAAAAAAGGGCCAGUAGUAAACAAACUGAGGUUGAAGAGGAUAGCCCUGAUGUAGUAGCACCAAGCAAAGAAUUUGACUUACAUAGUACAGGAAGUCAGAAAGAAAGUGAAGUAAAGGUCAACAACUCACAGCAAAACCCAUCAGCAGUUGUACAGAGCGAUGUUGCCUUUGCAACCAAGAGUGCAAACAGCAUAGAUAUUAAUGCAGAAGUAAAUAUCCCAAAGAAAGAGGUUCUAGAAACAUCUAAAACCCUUGAAAAGAAACUGACAAAGGGCCAGGAUGAGCUGAUGUCAGAUGAAUCCAAGGCUAGGGAUAAUAAUGUUCUGGAGACUACUAGUAGUACAGUCACAACAGAGGUUAGACAUACUGUUACAGAACCACUCAAAUCAGAAGAACCCAUCUCACUGGGAGCAAAAAUAAAUGAAGUUGUAAUUUCUAAACAAUCUAAGGAUGCAGUGGAUACACAGCAAUACCAACAGGAAUCUGAAAGGAUCAAACAAAAUGUGUCUGUAACAGAUAUUGAAUCAAAGAAUGCUAAACCUAAAAUAGACAGUUUUGAAACAGCAGUUAAAAAGUAUGAGGAGGAUGCUGAGAUGACAAGGCUUGUCUCAGAACUAAAACAAGGAGGUCUGAUGACAGCAGAAGGGGAAAGGUUGCUCCCAGACGAGGCAGUGGCUCAGGGUGUUCUCCCUGGUCACACAGCAGUUAAACUGAUGGCUCAGGCUGGCCUGUUUGGAGGUUUCCUAGAUGCAAGAAGCAGAGAGUCGCUCAGUAUGGAGGAUGUUAUGCAGGAGGGUCUGAUGGAUGAAGACCUAAUGUGGAGUGUCCUGAAGUCGGACAAAACCCUGUCAGGGGUUGUAGAUGUGGAGAAAAGGCAAAUCUGUGGGGUGAGGGAAGCAGCUCAGGCAGGGUUGAUUGAUCCUGGCACUGCAACUCGGCUUCUAGAAGCUCAGGUGGUGUCUGGGGGGAUUGUGGAUGUACGUAGGGAUAAGAAAGUCUCUGUCACUCUAGCAGCAAACCUAGGACUGAUAGAAGAGGAGCAAAGAGAGGAUUUGUUAGCACUGGAGAAGGCAUUCAAAGGAAAGGAAGUAGAUUCAGAAACAGCCCUCACCAAAGUUAGCUUACAGCUACAGAUGGAGGGGGUUAUCAACCCAGAGUCCAGAACUCCAGUUCCUCUUGAACAAGCAAUUCAGAAAGGGCUCAUUACACGUAAUGAGGCCUGCCAGGUAUUGGAAAAACAGGUGGCAGAGGGUGGUAUAAUCCAUCAUGCUUCAGGAAUUAGGCUGUCAGUUUCUGAUGCUAUAGAUAGAGGACUUGUGGAUCGGUCCAUUGCUCCUGGGCUAGAAGAACUGGAAUGGGUUUACCAAGGGAAGGUCAGUCCCUCAUCUCACCCAAAAGCUGUUAUCUUCCAGGCAAUGUCUGGAACCAUUUUAGACCCCAAUACUGGAGAUAAACUAACACUGACGGAAGCGGUUUCCAAGGGUCUACUGGAUGUGGAUACUGCUAAUAAAGCCAUGGCUUCUUCUAAUGUAACACAAGGAGUGAUUGACCCCCAGACUGCACGUAUUGUGCCUUAUUCAGAGCUUGUUAACCAGGGUAAAAUAGAUAUAGAAACUGGUCAACGCUUCUUAGAAGUGAAACCCUUCAGAGGUGUUCGGGACAAGCAAGAAAGUGACAGCUUGACCCUUCUUGAGGGAGUUGUUUCAAAGCAAGUUGACCCAGUUCCAGCAUUGCGGCUGCUCCAAAGCCAGGCAGACAGUGGAGGCAUCAUUGAUAUCAGCUCUGGAGAAAAGCUCCCCCUACUUGAAGCCUGUGAAAGAGGUUUAGUUGGGGAUGACAUGGUCAGGGUGAUAGCCAUCGAUCAGUUUUUGAAAGGAGGCUUAGUUGAUCCCAAAACUGGACAGCGAGUCCCUAGUCUUGAUGAUGCUGUUGCAGAAGGGCUCAUCUCAAGUGAAAUAGCUUCAGAGAUUCAGGAGAAGUUGCCAACUCUGGAGAUAGAGUGUGAUGAAGGUAGCACUACACCUGUAGCCUCGUCUUGUGGUACAUUCAGCCCUGCUGUGUCAGUGUCAGUGUCAAGUCCAGACAGUGCAGUAGAGGCACCAUCAGCAUCUCCAGUCACAAAUAAAGACUCUGAUGUUAGACUGAAUGUUGAAAAGACAUGGACAUUUGCAUCAGUGACUUCUGACCCCACUGUAUUAGAGGAGAGAAUAGAACCCCCUGUGUUUGUGGAAGAUCAGACUGUAACAGAACCAGAUCUUUCCCUAGACCUCUUGUGUAAGUUUGCCACUAAUGUGGAGAAAAGGAUCCAGGAUGCCAUACACGAAAUAACACCAGACAAAGAGGUCAAUAAAUCAAAGGCCCUUCAUAAACAGGAGCUUGAUGACAGGCAGCAAGUGGGUGUUGGUCAGUCUGAUGAUAAACAAAAGGUGAACGUUCUCAGAGAUUCUGUGAAUGAACCCAACCAAACACAAGCAAGUGAUGUGGACAAAGAUUCAGUCAAGGUCAGUCAAGAAGCCAAAUUCUUAAUCUCAGAUGGGGAACCUGUGAAGGUUGAGGAAAAAGACAGAAGACCCAGUGGUAAAGGCACUCCAGUGGAAGUUUCUGGAGAAGUUUUUGAGUCCACUAAGAUUAGAGAUAUGCAAGUAAGCAAGGCAAGCUUUGACAUGUCAAAACUAAGCAAAGAGGAAUGUAGAAAGAGUGAUAUUGAAGCACAGAGAGAUGAUGUAAUUAAAAAAGGCCAAAGAGUGGAGAAAGAGAAGCCUUUAAAGAUGGAGUUACAACUCAGCACUGAUCUUGAGCAGUCUGAACAGUCAUUGAUCUCUGCAGCUAAAGAGACAGAAAGCAAACACAAAAAGAAGAAGAGGAAUAAAAAGAACGGCAAGGAGAAAGAAGCAGAGAUUGAAACAUCCUGGCUAGAGAAAACAGACCCAACUCAAACUGAUCAAGGUAGGGCACCUAUUGAUGGCCACCUUGAGGCUAUUGUAACAGUAACAGAGGAACAAAUCCGCACUCAUGAUAAGGCUGCUUUUAUAACACCUCUGAAUGAAAACCGUGAAGCAAAGAUUGAUUUGAAAAUUGAGUUUAAAAAGGAUUUGAUUAAACAGAAACAGAAAACAUACUCAGCCAGCCUUGAAUUUGCAGAGAAGAACAUUGAACAGGAUAAAGAUGGGAUUAAAAAAUCAUCAUCAAAGGUUGGAGAAAUAGUUGAAAAGAGAGAGAAAUCUGAGGACGAGGUUUCUGUCUCUCAGCAUCCAGAUGAAUUGGAGACUAAAGAAAGGAUACAAAAAAGGAAGGAGCAAGAGUUGCCUCAGAAAUCUAACCUACCAGACAUUGAGAAAGCAGCCUUAAUACUGAAAGCAAAGGAGAGCAUUCUUAAGAAAGUCUUUGAAGAAGGUGUGAGUGAGAAACAGGCAGCUGAGGAGCUGCAGGCACUACGCAAAGGGAUGGGGAAGAAGGAGAGUCAAGGUGCAACAGGUGUAAAGGCAACAGCUCUGCCAGCUAAGACUGAUGAAAUAGGGGUAUAUGAAGUCAAAGAUGAUGGUGGGAAGAGACCUGAAGGUUUACCAAAAGACAGCAGAGAAGAAAUGAGUACAAGAGUCAAAGAUGAUGUGAUUGCAGAGAAGCUUUCUGUGAAGGGGACAAAGACAAAAGUGUUGGAGACAUCCUCAAAUGAAAUGGAAAGGGAGAGGAAUAUUGGACAGGAAAACAAACAGAAUGAAAAUAAGACAGCUCCAUUAGUCCAGCCGUCUAUGACAGAGGACACCAAGACAGAACUGUUAGAUACCUCUUUGAAUGAGAGGGAAAAGGAAAGCUGGUUUGGUAGGGAAAAUACUGAGAAAACUACCAAUGAACUGCAGCAAGAAGAGAAGUUUUCUCUUAUGGUGGGCACUGAGACCAAACCAUUUGAGGCUUCUUCAAAUGAGAGAGAAAAGGAGAAGAGGUUUGGCGAGGACAACGGUAAUAAAGUUUACAAAAAAACUCAACAAGGCAAGAAGCUUUCUGUAAAGGAGGACAAGAGCAGACCAAAUGAGAGAGAAAAAGACAAACAGAAAGAUAGUGAGAUGGCUCCAUCAGUGCAGCCCAAAGAAACUCAGCUAGGUAAGAAGCUUUCUGUAAAGGUGGACACCAAGACAAAACCAUUUGUGAGUUUAGGACAGGAAAACAAACAUAAAGAAAAUAAGACUACUUCAUCGGUCAAGCCUAAAGAAAUUCAGCAAGGCAAUGAGAUUUCUGUGACAGAGGAUACCAAAACAAACCUCUUAGAGACUUCUUCAGAUGAGAGAGAAAAUGAGAGUUUUGGUGAGAAAGACAAACAGAAUGAAAAUGAGACCACUCCAUCAAUGCAGCCUGAAGAAAAUCAGCAAGGAGAGAAGCUUUCUGUAAAAGGCACCAAGACAAAAGUGCUAAAGACCUCUUUGAAAGAGAGAGAAAAGCAGAGGAGUUUUGGAAAGGGAGAUGGACAGAAAGAACAUGAGACAGCUCCAUCAAUCAAGCCUAAAGAAAUACAGCAAGGUGAGAAGCUUUCUGUAAAGGAGGACACCAAGAACAAAUCAUUUGAGACUUCUUCAAAUGAGAGACAAAAGGAGAGGAGGUUUGGACAGGAAAACAGUGAGGAAACUUCCAAAGAAAGUAAGAAAGACGAAAAGUUUUCUGUCAUUAUGGCCACUGAGACCAGAUUAUUUGAGACUUCCCCUAAUGAGAGAGAAAAGAGGAGGACGUUUGGACAGGAAGACAAAAAGAAUGAACAUGAGACAGCUCCAUUAAUGCACCUCAAAGAAACUCAGCAAGGCAAGAAGCUUUCUGUAAAGGAGGACACCAAGGCCAAACCAUUUGAGAGUUCAUCAAAAGAGAGAGAAAAGGAGAGGAGGUUUGGAGAGAAAGACAUACAGAAAGACAAUGAGACAACUCAAUCAAUUCUGCCUAAAGAAACCCAGGAAGGUGAGAAGCUUUCUGCGGAAGAGGACACCAAGACUAAACCAUUUGAGAUGUCCUCUAAUGAGAGAGAAAAGGAGAGGAGUUUCGGAGAGAAAGACAAACAGAAAGACAGUGAAACAGUUUCAUCAAUGCAGCCUAAAGAAACACAGCAAACUAAAAGAAAUAAGAAGAACAAAAAGGCUAAGAGUUUAAAAGUGACUGACAAAGCUCAGCCAGAAACUGAAAACUUACCGGUUGCUGUAGAAGUGGAUUCUGAAGUGAUAUUAACAAAAACUACCACAAAAUGUACAAAUGCAACACCAGGUCUGGAUAACUCGGCUUUUAUUGAACAGACAGAGGACAUACAGACUGAUAAACAGUCACCUAGUGAGAUAAUUAGACCAGCUGUGGAUGAAAAAUCAAUUGAUUUUGAGUCGUCCAUAACUAAAGAUAAAGUGUCUGAGGCAGGUCAACAAUGUCUGUCAGUAUUACACCAGACAGAAGAACCAGAAUCUAACAUUAAAAAACAAACCAACCAAACAGGCACCACAUCUAAUGGCAAACAGACAUCAGACAUCAGAAAUGCUGGCGAGUUUGCUGACUUUGCUCAAAAUGCUGUCUCACGUAAAGAAGACAUCCAACCUACAGCUCAGUCUGUUUCCUCUGCAACACAACCAACUAAAGCAGCAAGGAAAAGUAGAAAGAAGAAAGGACGACAGCCAUCUGAAGCUGUUAGAGACAAUGUCCCUGAAUCGAAAGAAGAACUCAAGCAAAAUAAUGAGCCCAUAGAAACAGUUGAAGAGGAUUCAACUGAGUCUGAAUCACACAGAGUGUCUGGAUCUGAUGUAGCAACUGAAAGUGGGGAAGAGAGAGACGAUGUUCCCAAAGAGAGUCCAGAAAUUGUGUCAUUUAAAGAACUGACAACAUCCAAGACUGGCAAGUCAUCCCUAGUGCGCCAGGAAUGCCUGGAGCAUGACCAGCGAAUUGUUGCUCUCGUCUCCAUGGUAAGACAUAUUGAGGUCCGACUCAAACAGCAACAACAGCAGUCUGUUGGUCGCAGUCUCAUCGCCUUGGAUGACAUCAUCAGACAGACUGAGACUCUGGACCUUGAAUUGCUUGACUUGGAGCCUGCAAUCAACAAGGAAGUGGAGGCUGCUGAGCAGCUGCUGCAACCCCAACCUAAAGAUGUUCCUCAACAGCUCAUUCUGGCUUUGGAAAAGGACACACAAAGCUUGGCUCGAGGGUAUGAGGCUGCCAGAGCCCUGUCUGAGGGUAUUCUGCAGGACUUGCAAGACCACAGAAACUCAUACAAGGAGGCAAUAACAGCUGAGCACAGGACACUGGGAGGACAAGUGGAGAGUCUGCUCUCAUGGCUGAAGGACACAGAGGCUCAAAUGAGUGGAGGAAUGGCCGGGAUGGAAAAAAUGGAGAAAGCAAAGAAACAUGAAAAUGAGGAUCAAUUCACUCAGCAGCUGAAACUUUGCAAGGAGCUGCAGGCCUCUCUGAUGGCUCGCUCUAAUGAGGUCAACAGCACAGCCUUUGACAUUCAAGUGUUCAUCUCAGAGCGGGCUCAGGAUUUGGCCCCUGAGCAGAGCAGACAGCUGCUCGGACACCUCCAGCAGCUCCAGAGGGCCUUCCACCAAGCAUCAGGCCGAGCCCAGGCCUGGGCGGAUGCCCUCUCUGCCCAGAGAGAGAGGGAGGAGGAGUGGCAGCGCAGGGAGAGGGAGAAAGACCUGGAGCAGGAGAGGGAGAGGCGGAGUGCGAGGGAGAGAGAGGUUGUUCAACAGCAGAAGGCUGAGUGCUCUCAGAAACUAGAAGGCCUUUCCUUGUGGUUGGCGGGAGCUGCUAGCCUGCUGGCCAGUCAAAAGGCUGGAGGAGAGUCAGGUGAUGUAAACGCCUUGCAGGAGAAACAGAAAAAACUAAAGGAAGUACAGAAGGACCUCCAGACCAAACAGGAGGGCAUUUCUGAGGCUAUCAGAUCUGUGGAAGAGCUUCUAGCAGAGGGAGGAGAAAGUCUAAGCCCAGAGGAGAAGAAGAACCUCCAGGAGUCACUAACAAAGAUGAAGGAGCAGUACAGUGCCCUCACAGAGACAGCAAACACGUCACUGUCAGAGGUGGACACUGCCAUUAGCACAACCCUACAGCAGAACACAGAAAGGGCGAAGGCGGAGGAGGAGCUCCAGGAGACCCAAGGCCAGAUAGACUCUCUGCUCAAUCAGUUGACCUCCUUAAACCAACCAGGGGUGAGAGGAGCUGGACCUGGAGAGAGCAAAGACGUUACUGAUGUGGCAUUUAAACACCCAGAGGGCGCUGUGACAUCGCACACAGAGAUGCUGCAGGGUGAGCUUCAGCAGCUCCAGUCCCAACAGGCUCAGCUUCUUCAGAUCACACAGUCGACUCGGGCUCUCCUGGACCAACCGGACUCAACUGUUCCUCCUGAGGAGAAGCAGCGACUCAGAGCUGCCCUGGAUCAGCUGCAGGCUCAGCACCAGGACAGACUGCAGAGCUGCCAGGAUCGCCUGAGGAAGUCUGAGGCUCUGAAGGAUGAGCUGACUAAGUUCCUUCAGGAACAUGGCAGUCUUGGUACCUGGCUGGAGCAAAGUGAACAGGAGCUGCGGUCACUUGGGGAAGGAGAAACUGAUGCACAAGGACUGAAGGGCAGGCUAGAGGAGCACAGAAAGCUUGCUGAGGACGUCAUUUGCCACAAGGCAGACCUGCGCUUCGUCUCCAUUUCGGGUCAGAAGGUUCUGGAUUCUGUUCAAGGAGCUCUUGAGCAAGUGGGAGGUUCAGAUCAAGCUCUGGACGGCACCAAGCAGCUGGUAACAGACAAGCUGCAUGAUGCUAACCACAGAUACACAACCCUUCAUACUAAGUCAACAGAGCUGGGUGGCCGUUUGUCAGGCCUGUUGGAGAGAUACCAGCAGUACCAGGAUGAAGUUGUCUCCCUUCACUCUUGGCUCAGCAGUCAGGAGCAGAACCAAAGCAUCUCCAAGCCCAGUGGAGAGACAGACCCCCAGAACCUGCAGAAUACACUACGACAAGUACAGUUGCUCCAGGACGAGCUGGCUGAGCGUUCAGUACAGCUGGAGAAGGUGAAGAGAGCAGGAAGAGAUCUGGUCAGCACAGAUGAGUCUCCUUCCCUGAAAGCUGUUGACAUUCUCUGUGCUGCAGAUGGCUUAGAGAAAAGAUUUGGUUCCCUCUCUGCAUCUGUGUCAGAGCGAGCUGAGCAGCUGCAGACAGCUGUGGCUCAGUCAGUCAGCGUCCAGGAGGGUCUGAAGGGUCUGCUGAGCUGGCUGGACAAACUGGUUUUGAAUCCCGGACUGGUCGCCCCCACAGCGCAGGCUGUGCAAGACGCCCUGACCCAGAACCAGAAACUUCGUCAGGAGCUGCUCUCCAGGCAGGGCAGCGUAGAUGCCACACGGGACUCUAUCUCCAAACUCCUUCAGAGCUCUGAUGCCUCCACAGCCUCUGGCCUCCAGGGCUCUUUAGAUGAACUGACUCGACGCUACGCUGCAGCACAGACAAACCAGGCUGAGAGGGAGGCUGACCUCAAAGGUCUGCUACCCAGACUAGAGAACUACGAGCGGCUAGGGAGCGACCUCCAGGUGUUCACCCAGAGCCGAUUGAAGGCUCUGAGCCCUGCGGGACAACCAGAGCGCAGCGUGGACGACUACAGACAGACUAUUGAGGAGGUCAAGUCCGAGCUGGAACAGGAAGCUGGCCAAGUGAAAUCCUUCUGCAACCUUGGUACUGAUCUCUGCCAAUCAAAAGCUUUCAAUAGCACUCAAAGCUUACUGGAUAAUGUCAAAAAGGUGUCUGAUGAGUUUACCCAGCUGCAAGCAAAUGUCAAUGACAGGUUUGCAGCUAUCCAGGCCUGUGAGCAGCAGCUGCAUGGUUUCCGCGGCCUCUCCGGAUCUCUUCUCAGGUGGCUCCAGACUGCACAGGACCAGCUGCCACCCAAAGAGGCAAACCUCAACACAGAGAGUCUGCAGAGAAGAGUCCAGCAGCUCAAAGACUUGUUGAAUGACUGGGAGUCACAGGGAUCAAGGGUUCAGGAGCUGAAUAAGACAGGCUCGGAGCUGGAGUCCCUCAUUAUUGACAUCACUGCUCCUCAGACCAAAACUGGUGCUCCUCAAAUCAAUGGCUCAGCAGGUCCCAGCAGUGUCAAUGGCAUUCACACCUGUAAAGACCUGACAGAGCUCCAGGUUGUUGUGUCAGAUGUGAACAGUCGCUACGAAACGCUCAGUGGGGAACUGAAGGAGCGUCUCAGUCGACAGCAGGCCUCACUGGAGCUGAGACAGAAGGCCAGGCAGGGCAGUGAGGAUCUUAAGAUUUGGCUGACAGAUAGAGAGCAAAGUCUGAAACAGGGGCAGACCGCCUCCCCCUCCAGACCUGAGGUGGUACGAGCUCAGGCUCAGGAGAACAAGGCUUUGCUUUCAGAGCUGGCUGACCAUUCUGGGAAGGUAGAGGAGCUGAAGGGCACACUAAGGAAGCUGAUUGCUGACAAUCCUGAUUCUCCUGAAGCAGACACUUGGAGGCAGCAGCUACAGGAGAUAGACUCCCGCUGGCAGAAAGCCAAUCAGACAGCAGCCCAGAGGCAGACUGAGCUUGAGACGUGUGCCGAUAGGCUAGGCAGCUUUGCCUCGGCAGCCAAUCAGCUUGGCCCGUGGCUGAGGGAGAAGGAGCUGAUGAUGAGUGUCCUUGGACCGCUGAGCAUCGACCCCAACAUGCUCAACACACAGAAACAACAAGUACAGUUUAUGUUGCGCGAGUUUGAGACCAGGCGGCCACAGUUUGACCAGCUGACCCAGUCUGCUGAGGGGAUCCUCUCCCAGACUGGAGACUCUACCCAAGACCCCAAGGACCAGGCUGAGGUGCGUUCUGAGCUUGGCUCUGUCACCCAGCAGUGGGAGGACCUAACAAACCGACUGAAUCAGAGAUCAAACCACAUUGACCAGGCUCUGGGAACCAGCGAACGAUACCAGACGUUACUUAGAGAUCUCUCCUCCAGUGUUUCUGCUCUGAGUGAGAGGUUAGACGCUCAGGCCUCGCUGAGCGCCCAACCUGAGGCACUGAAACGUCGCCUGCAGGAGACCGGAGAGAUCCGCUCAGAGCUGGAACGACGGCGGACUGAGCUUGGCGAGGCUGAGAAGCUCUGCAAGGAGCUGAGCAACAUCGUAGCUGAACCAUACCUGAAAGAAGAGCUGAGUAAACGACUGGAGAGUGUCAGUGGGCCGCUGAAGAGCUUGGAGGAGCGAGCAGCUGAUGGCCUUUCCCAGCUUCAGACCGCCCUGUCGUCCACUCAGCAGUUCCAGCAGAUGUUUGAGGAGUUACGUUCCUGGCUUGACAAGCAGGCUGAUCCCAGAGAGUUAUCCAGCGAUUCCCUGCCCUGCCAGCCAUUAGCCAUCCGUUCCCUGCUGGCUCAGACCGAUGAGCUCCAGCGUGGGAUUGCCAGUCAGCGAGGUUCCUACGAGCUGAUUCAAGCUGAGGGGGCAUUGCUACUUGCCACUCUGCCCGCAGGUGGAGACGAGCGCUCUGCCCUGCAGUCUCGUCUGACUUCUCUGAAGCAGGAUUGGGAGCAUCUGAACCAAAGGAUCUCUGACCAAGAGGGCAGACUGAAGAGCACUUUGAGCAAAGCCGAAACCUACCAGCAGCACAAGGCUGAGCUGACCCCGUGGCUAGCUGAGUGUGAACAGAAAGAUGGAGAGAUUCAGCCAUCACUUGAGGCAUCAGCUUUGGAUGAAGCUUUGCAGAAGGCUCGCGGUCUGUCUCUGGACCUGGAAAGACGACAACCUCUCCUGGAGGCCUUCAAUACUGCUGCAGAUCAGCUGCUGGAACAAUGCUGCAUCGGGGAGGAUGAGGUUCGAGAUGAGAAGGCCCAGCUGAACCGCAGGGUGGACAGACUGGGAGAGAGGCUACAUAACCACACCUCACAGCUGGAGGAGCUGGCCAGCCGCUUGAAGGAGUUUGAUGAAGGCAGACAGGCUGUAGAGAGGAGGCUGGAGGCAGCCAAACACCAGAUUGAAGUCCAGGAGGCUCUGGGACCACAGGCCUGCAGUGCUAAGAGCCUGGAGCGCCUCAGAGGCCAACAGGAGAGUCUCAGGUCCUUGAAGCCUCAGGUGGUCUACCUUAGAGACCUGGCCCAGGGGCUGGUACAAGACUCACCGCAGACACCAGGAGGCAGCACUGAGGGGGCUCAGAGGCUGCAGGAGCAGGCCAAAGACACAGAGAGAGAAUAUGAUGGUGUGACUGACAAGAUCGAACAGUGCUGUUCAACUCUAGAGUCCCGGCUGCAGGGUGUUGGCGAGGUCCAAUCUCAUGUGCGGGACAUCUUCUCACGCCUAGCCGACCUCGAUGACGAGCUGGACUCUCUCAGCCCUGUUGGACGUGAUGCGGACUCCCUGGCCUCUCAAACUGAUGCCCUUAAAGGCUUUUUGUCCCGUCUGGCCAACCUCAGGACGGAGCUGGAAGGUCACGCAUCAGAGUGUACCUCCAUGCUGCGGCGAGAGGGCUCCUCUCCUGACCUCCUGGCUCUCAGGAGGGAGACAGAGGCUCUGAGUCGCCAGGCAGGCAAGCUAAGUGAGCGUGGCCAGGCCCGGUUGGAUCAGAUCGAGGACGCUGCUGAGAGGGUUAGAGAGUUCUACAGGUUGGUGGCUGAGCUGCAAGGCCUGCUGGGAAGAGCUGAAGAAGGGUUAAAUGCACAAAGCAUUGUGGGAACAGAGGUGGAGAUGAUCAAACAGCAGCUGCAGGAGUUUAAGGCUGUGGAACGAGAGCAGGUGGACAGCAUUCAACCGAAACUGCAGCACGUCAAUGCAGUCGGUCAGGGUCUGAUCCAGAGCGCCGCCAAACACACUGACACCCAGGCGCUCGAGCACGACCUAGAGACAACAAACCUCCGAUGGAACUCACUCAACAAGCGGGUGGCAGAGAGGAUCGCCCAGCUCCAGGAGGCCCUGUUGCAUUGUGGGAAAUUCCAGGAUGCUCUGGAGCCCCUGCUAAGCUGGCUGAGUGACACAGAGGAGCUGGUGGCCAAUCAGAAGCCUCCAUCUGCCGAGUACCGCGUGGUCAAGGCCCAGAUUCAAGAACAAAAGCUGCUCCAGAGGCUGUUAGAUGACCGCAGGCCUACGGUGGAGAUGAUCCGUGCCGAGGGAGAGAGGAUCGCAGCCACAGCGGAUACUCAGGACCGGGAAAAGAUUCAAACCCAGCUUCACAGGCUUGCUGAAAGAUGGACUGACCUGCUGGACAAGGCUAGUGGCAGGCAGAGGCAGUUGGAAGAGCUGCAGGUUUUGGCUCUCCAGUUUCACGAAGCUCUGGAGCCACUUGGAGAGUGGUUGAGUACUACCGAGAGACGUCUAAGCUCUGCAGAGCCCAUGGGAACCCAGACAGCCAAGAUCACCCAGCAGAUCACCAAGCACAAGGCGCUCCAAGAGGAAGUGUCUGCUCGUGAAGCCGAGGUUGACCACCUUGAGUCCCUCAGCCAAUCGCUUACCCCACUCAGCUGCAGUGCUGAUCGUGAUUGGUUAAGCGAGCGGGUGGGGGCGGUGAGGUCAGGUCACUCUGAGCUUACUGAAUGCUGCAGCAGGCGGGCAGGCCUGCUGGAGCAGGCACUGGCUAACGCUCAGCUGUUUGGGGAGGAGGAGGUAGAGGUGCUGAACUGGCUGGCUGAGGUGGCUCAGAGGCUCGCUCAGGUGUCCGUCCAGAGCUACCAGCCUCAGAUGCUGGCCGAGCAGCACAAAUACACUCUGUCUCUAAAUGAAGAGAUCAUAGGCAGGAAGAAGACAGUGGAUCAGGCCAUCAAGAAUGGACAAGCUUUACUCAAACAGACCACAGGUGAGGAAGUCCUCCUGAUCCAGGAGAAGCUGGACGGCAUCAAGUCUCGCUACGCUGAGAUGACGGCAGGCAGCAGCAAGGCCCUCCGCACCCUGGAGCAGGCUCUGCAGCUGGCCACACGAUUUGCCAGUGCCCAUGAUGACCUCAACCAGUGGCUAGACAGGGUGGAGGCGGAGCUCAACAACACUGAGCCUGAUGCAACACCAGCCUACCAGGAGAGACAGAAGGAGCUGAAGAAAGUUUCCGCAGAGAAGCGUCUGGUGUUGGACACGGUGAAUGAGGUUGGAAGCGCUCUCCUGGAUCUGGUGCCGUGGAGAGCUCGUGAGGGUCUGGACCGCCUGGUUGCUGAUGCCAACCAGCGAUACCGACAGGCCGAUGAAACCAUCACUCAGCGGGUUCAGCUGGUACAAGCUGCCAUCCAGAGGUCACAGCAGUAUGAGGAGGCGGUGGAUGCAGAGCUGGCCUGGGUUGGGGAGACAGAGCGUAAAUUGGCGUCUCUGGGGCCCCUGAGCCUGGAACCAGACGUGACGGUGGCCCAGCUGCAGGUACAGAGGGCAUUCAAUAUUGACAUCAUCAGACACAAAGACACUGUGGAUCAGCUCCUUGGCACCAGAGAUGACAUCCUGGAAACCUGCAGCGAUGCACAGAAGGAUGCACUGAUAGUAAAGACGGACUCUCUCAAUGCUCGUUAUGAUGCAGUGAGUCAGAGCCACAGUGAACGCUUCUCAGCCCUGGAGCAGGCCCAGGUUUUGGUCGCUAGGUUCUGGGAGACCUAUGAAGAACUUGACCCAUGGCUUGGUGAGACUGAAACCCUCAUCACCCAGCUGCCACCUCCAGCCAUCGACACAGACGCUCUCCGGCUACAACAGGACCAGAUGAGGCUGCUCAGGGAAUCAAUCGCAGAGCACAAACCCCAUAUUGACAAGCUGCUGAAGAUCGGACCCCAGCUGGCUGAGCUGAGCUUCCAGGACGGGGAGACAGUGACACAGCGCUACACCGGGGCUGAGAGACGCUACCUGGCCAUCAAAGAGGGAGUGAAAGGCCGUGCUGCAGCACUAGACGAGGCUGUGUCCCAGUCUUCACAGCUGGUAGAGUUUCAUGACAAGAUGGACCCCCUGUUGGAGACACUGGAGGGGGCGGUGCAGCGGCUGCGACAGCCUCCCUCAGUGGCAGCAGAGGUGGAGAAGAUCAGGGAGCAGCUGGCGGAGCACCGAGCCCAGGGGCUUGAGCUGGACAAGCUGCUGCCAAGCUUCUCGGCCCUUUGCGCCCGCGGAGAGGAGCUUAUCGGACGAGCUGCUCACGACGAUCCUGCUGCUCAGGCUGUUCGUUCCCGCCUCCUGCGCCUGCGCUCCCUGUGGGAUGAGAUCCGGCAACGAGCUGAGGAAAGGGAGGGCAAGCUGAACGAUGUCUUGGACCUGGCUGGAAAGUUCUGGGCUGACGUCGCGGCACUGCUGAGCACGCUCAGAGACUCACAAGAUAUUGUGAGAGAGCUCGAGGACCCUGGUGUUGACCCAUCACUCAUCAAACAACAGAUUGAAGCUGCUGAGGCCAUAAAGGCAGAGACAGAUGGCCUGAGAGAGGAACUAGAGUUUGUCAGGACCCUUGGGGCUGACCUCAUCUUUGCCUGUGGAGAAACGGAGAAACCUGAAGUGAAGAAGACCAUCGACGAGAUGAAUGCUGCCUGGGAGGGCCUGAACCGAACCUGGAGAGAGAGGAUGGAGAGACUGGAGGAGGCCAUGACAGCAUCUGUGCAGUAUCAGGAUGCACUGCAGUCUAUGUUUGACUACCUGGACAACGCAGUGAUCAAGCUGUGUGAAAUGUCAACUGUGGGAACUGACCUGGGAACUGUCAAACAGCAGAUUGAAGAACUUAAGCAAUACAAGGUGGAGGUGUACCAGCAGCAGAUUGACAUGGAGAAGCUCUGCCACCAGGGGGAGCUACUGCUCAAGAAAGUGUCAGACCAAACAGACAGGGAUAUGAUCCAGGAGCCACUGACUGAGCUCCGACAUCUUUGGGACAACCUGGGGGAUAAAAUCACCCAGAGACAGCAUAAGCUGGAGGCUGCCCUCCUGGCCCUGGGUCAGUUCCAGCAUGCUCUAUCUGAGCUGCAGGCCUGGCUGAACCACACACAUGCCACUCUGGACACACAGCGACCUGUCAGCUCUGACCCCAAGGCCAUCGAAAUUGAGCUGGCCAAACACCACGUUUUGCGUAAUGACGUGCUUUCCCAUCAUGCCACCGUGGAGACAGUGAACAGUGCUGCAGCUGAGCUGCUGGAGUCCUCUCCUGGUGAUGAGGCGAGCUACUUGAGGGACCAACUGGAUCAGCUGAACCAGAGCUGGGAGAGUCUGCUGCUAAAGACCAAGGAACGACAGAAACUACUGGAAGCUGCCCUACAACAGGCUGAAGGUUUCCAUGGUGAGCUGGAGGAGUUCCUGCAGUGGCUAAGGAGAACUGAGAGCCAGCUGUCUGCCGCCAAGCCAACAGGCGGUCUGCCUGAAACAGCCCGAGAGCAGCUACAGCAACACCUGGAGCUUCAGGCUCAGCUGACUCAGCGAGCAGAGCAGUACCACCGCCUGCUGGAUCAGGGAGAGUCCAUGCUGCUGGCUCGUGGUGGAGAGGAGGCAGGACCAGGCACCACCCAGACCCAGCAGAACCUGGCCAUGCUGCAGAACAAGUGGGCUAGCCUUAACACCAAGAUGGACGACCGCAGGGCAAAACUGGAAGAGGCUGUUACCUUGGCCACAGGUUUCCAGACCUCUCUGCAGGACACCAUCAACUGGCUGACCCAGGCUGAACAGACCUUGAACAUGGCCCAGCCCCCAAGCCUCAUACUGGACACUGUCCUUUUCCAGAUUGAUGAGCACAAGGUGUUUGUGAAUGAGGUGAACACUCACAGGGAGCAGGUCCUGGCUCUGGAGAAAGCCGGGUCUCAGCUUCGUUUUGCCAGCCUGAAGCAGGAUGUUGUUCUCAUCAAAAACCUGCUGCUCAGUGUCCAGGCCCGUUGGGACAAACUGGUCCAGAGGUCACUGGACCGCGGCCGACAUCUGGAUGAGGCCCGUAAACGUGCCAAACAGUUCCACGAGGCCUGGAGGAAGCUGACAGACUGGCUUGAAGAAGCCGAGAAAAGACUGGACUCAGAGCUAGAGAUCUCCAAUGAGCCAGAUAAGAUCAAAGUACAGCUGGCCAAACACAAGGAGUUUCAGAAAGCGCUAGGAUCGAAGCAGCCUGUUUACGACACCACUGUGAGAUCUGGGAAAGCCAUGAGGGACAAAGCUCAGCUCCCUGCAGACACCCAGAAACUGGACCACCUGGUGGGAGAAGUCCGCGACAAAUGGGACACCGUCUGUGGGAAGAGUGUCGAAAGACAACACAAGCUGGAGGAGGCUCUGCUGUUCUCAGGUCAGUUUGCAGAGGCUCUCCAGGCUCUGGUGGACUGGUUGUAUCGGGUGGAGCCCCAGCUGGCUGAAGACCAGCCCGUUCAUGGAGAUCUGGAUCUAGUGUCCAACCUCAUGGACUCACAUAAGGCUUUCCAAAAAGAGAUGGGAAAAAGAACCAGCAGUGUCCAGGCUCUGAAACGCUCAGCUCGAGACCUGAUGGAUACCGGCCGUGAUGACACAGCUUGGGUCAAAGUUCAACUUCAGGAGCUCAGUAAUCGCUGGGAUACAGUAUGCGCACUCUCGGUCACAAAGCAGACCCGCCUCCAGCAAGCUUUAAAGCAGGCGGAGGAGUUUCGUACAGCAGUGCAGGUGAUCCUGGAGUGGCUCUCUGAGGCAGAGCAGACACUUCGUUUCAGGGGCGUCCUUCCCGAAGAGGCUGAGACUCUGCAGGCACUGCUUCACACACAUCGAGACUUCAUGGCCACCGUGGAAGAGAAAAGAGCGGAUGUCAACAAGGCUGCAGGCAUGGGAGAGGGCAUCCUGACUGUGUGUCAUCCUGACUCCAUCACCACCAUCAAACACUGGAUCACCAUCAUCAGGGCGCGCUUUGAGGAGGUGCUGACCUGGGCCAAACAGCACGAGCAACGUCUGGAGACAGCUCUGACUGAGGUGCUCAACAACGCCAACCUGCUAGAAGAGCUGUUGUCAUGGUUACAGUGGGCUGAGACCACACUGGUCCAGAGAGACACAGAGCCACUUCCUCAGGACAUCCCUCAGCUCAAAACCCUCAUCUCAGAACACCAGACAUUUAUGGAGGAGAUGACGAGGAAGCAACCUGAUGUCGACAAAGUGACGAAGACUUACAAAAGAAAACCAGCUGAGGCCCCGAGCAGCCUGGCUGAGAGGAGAGGAGCUCGCAAACACCAGCAACAACAUCAGCAGCAGCAGCAGGCAGCCAUGCAGGUCUCUGGAGGAAACCCUCGACUCAACCAGCUCUGUGCACGCUGGCAGCAGGUUUGGCUGCUGGCUCUGGACCGACAGCGCAAACUCAAUGAUGCGCUUGACAGACUGGAGGAGCUCAAAGAAUUUGCCAACUUUGACUUUGAUGUAUGGAGGAAAAAAUACAUGCGCUGGAUGAACCACAAGAAGUCUCGAGUCAUGGACUUCUUCAGACGCAUCGACAAGGACCAGGAUGGAAAAAUCACCCGGCAGGAGUUCAUAGACGGCAUCCUGGCAUCGAAGUUUCCCACUAGUAAGCUGGAGAUGACAGCAGUGGCAGACAUCUUUGAUAGAGAUGGAGACGGUUACAUUGACUACUACGAGUUUGUUGCUGCCCUGCAUCCCAACAAGGACGCCUACAGACCCACAACUGAUGCGGAUAAGAUCGAAGAUGAGGUGACGCGGCAGGUGGCUCAGUGUAAAUGUGCUAAGAGGUUCCAGGUGGAGCAGAUAGGAGAGAACAAAUACCGGAGGCUCCCACUUCAAGAUCCAGUUCACUUGUGCAAUGUUAACCAAAAUAAAAAGGAAAAAGAGUUCUUCCUCGGAAACCAGUUCGGUGACUCUCAGCAGCUGCGUCUGGUGAGGAUUUUGCGCAGCACGGUGAUGGUGAGAGUCGGGGGUGGUUGGAUGGCUCUGGACGAGUUUCUGGUCAAAAAUGAUCCAUGCAGAGUGCAACAUCCAGGACUUAAGAUUCUCCGCUCCGAUUCCAGUAGCUCCAUCUCAUCUCGUAUAGCUCGCGGUCGAACCAACCUGGAGCUGAGGGAGAAGUUCAUCCUCCCUGAAGGAGCGUCUCAGGGUCUGGCUGCAUUCCGCUCCCGAGGUCGACGCUCCAAACCUGGAUCCCGAAACGCAUCGCCAACCCGCUCCUCUUCCUCUGCCUCCCACAGUGGAGCCUCGCUUCCUUCUGCACCCUCGGCCCCUGCCACACCGACAGCCUCUGCGUCAUCAAGAUCCCAUACUCACUCGCGUGACUAUGCCAAGCCCUGGCUGGCUCACAGUAAAACUCCAACGCCAACCAAGUACAACUGCUGCCCAGAUCUCGGUCACAGCCACACCACUCCUGGGCACGAGGGCGGAGCGUCAGGAUCCAAACUAAAGAGGCCGACGUUCCACUCUAGUCGAGGGUCGCUGACCGGAGAGAACGGAGGAACCACACACACCAGCAAACCAACAAGAACAGAUCCAAAGCGAGGGGGGUCCACAGCUAGCGGUCCGACCAGCCGAGCUGGCAGUCGUGCGGGCAGCAGAGCCAGCAGUCGACGUGGCAGCGAUGCCUCGGAUGCAUCUGAGCUACAGGAUGCCCGCUCUGUCUGCUCUGACGCCUCAGACACCCCACGACGCCCCGGUGGCGGGGCCAAACCCUCCAAGAUUCCAACUAUCUCUAAAAAAGCACCCAGCCCGAAGACCCCGGGGUCUACAAAGAAAUAAAGGCACCUACAAAGAAACUAGAGAUGAACCAUGACUGCUUCCCUUUAAAGAGAGCAGUAGCUUUUGUCACACCAGCUCCUCAAAGUGAAGUCCAUCCACAGGGCUCGUGUAGAAAUGUGCACUAUGACUGACAUUUUCCAGAGGAAAGAAGGAGACGGAUACACGAGCGAAUCUCCCUCUCACUCUUUCCCUGAACUCAUGAACGGACUGAAAACAUGCACAACAGGAGUAACGUUCAGGUCUGUUAGUUCAGGCCAGUCUGAGGGGUCACAAAGCGACUGUUCCCCUUUAAGAAGCGACCCCAGUUUGCCUUCAAGUCUCCUGCUUUGUCUUUAACAGCUUCCCACCAGAGAGGAAUCUCUGACUUGACGUGAUGCUGCCUUACUUUGUGUUACACUCCUCUGUCCUGAUCCGACAGAGCUACAGAAAGUCUUUGGACUGCUUUUUACCACACUGACACACAAAUACACACUUUAACACAGAGGCGGGGUAGGAGUGGGACACGCAACCACCACCACGGCUACAAAAACAAACAAAAAAAAGCUCAAAUGACAUUCAGGAAAAAAAAGAAGAAAGAAUUAUUUUGGCUUGUGGGCGAGAUGCCUCAAGGAUGAGUCUAAAAAGAAAAUAUGCAACGACUGCCAUGUCGCUUCCUCUGGACUGAAAAAGAGUCACCUCAGCAGAUCUGAAGAAGCAGAAACCGCGUAUGGAGGCGGGAAUAACGCUGUGCAGCAUGGACACUCACACCGGCUAACCUCAGACUCAGAGGAUCGGUGGUGGUGGUGACGGUGGUGCUGCAGCUGAGGGCAAAUUCUCACACUCAAACACCGCAGAGCAGACUCCCGACCGCUGGAACGUUGAGAUCAGCCUCCCGAGUGCUUUUCAGUAAAAGGCGGUGUGGUUUUGUCACAUGUUACAAUCCAACACGCAAAAAUCACAAACCGGCAAUAGAAAGGACUAUUUUUACCACGACUAACAGCACAUUACUGACAAUAUACAACAUGUGUAACCUAACCCGAUGUUCGACAACCAGCAUGCACUAAUUGUCUCUUCCUCUGCAGUUCCACCUCCGUGUCUACACUGCGUUGCCCCAGCAGCACACAAACACACUCUAACACAAAGCGGUGUGUAUUAUGUGUGUCAAUGUUACAGGAAACAAAAGAGGUCAUUGACUUGAGUCACUGUAUGCAAAAAUUUUAAUUUGCGAAUGUCAUUUUGUUUUUUUUUUCCUUGUUGUUUUCUGGUUAAUUUAUAAUCCAGUUGUACUUUUGUUAACUAGCUUGAAAGGAAAAUCUAUUUAUUUUUCAGUUUCAUGUCAUAUCACCAUCGGCGGAGAGAGAUUUAGUAUUAAGGUUAAAGACAUUGUGACUUUUUUUGUACCAAGGAAAUGUCCGCUCCGCUCUCUGACAUCAUGUGUGUAAAGUGUGUUUCUAUUUCAUGUAACAUUAUUCACUAGGUCGCUGAUUCUAGCGACAGCCUUGUUUCUUCAUUUUUCUCUUUUGCUAAUGACUACGAUUCCCAGAUCAUGACCAAAGGGGUUUGCCCUUCAUCUGUAGAGAGAACUACAAUAAUGAAUGACAGGAGACCGCAGUGGAGUGGACAAAUGAGAGCAGGUUUCCUCCCUCAUGUCCCUCCCAAGUGUCUCUUCUUCUAGGUUUUGUUUUGUUUUGUUUUUUUCAAAUGUCCCGUCGUUGAUGGGGCCGAGUCGUCUGUGUGUUAUCUCGGCGUAAGAGAUGAAGUUUAUGGAGAAACUAAUGAAAUUACAGUAAGAAAGAAGACAUCUUAAGGUGAUUUUUAUUUAUUUAUUGUCUCUCUGAGGGGAGGGGGAGUCAGGGCGCAGGAGACGAGUCCUCCACCUUUUGAUGCUGUGCUACUCUCAGUGUGAUGACGACAACAUGGAGGGAGCGAGGGGAGUUACAAGGAGUCAAUUGUGUAAAACAAAAAACUAAAAUUAUAAACAAUUUUUUGUUCUGUUUUUGUAUUAAAAUAUGCUUGCAGUAAAA
Molecule: messenger RNA, 27946 nt
Organism: Cheilinus undulatus (humphead wrasse)
Lineage: Eukaryota; Metazoa; Chordata; Actinopteri; Labriformes; Labridae
Gene: macf1a
Product: microtubule actin crosslinking factor 1a
Exons: 109
Coding region: 1239-25943 (8234 amino acids)
Biological process (GO): regulation of microtubule-based process; regulation of focal adhesion assembly; wound healing
Cellular component (GO): microtubule; cell junction; cytoplasm
Molecular function (GO): microtubule binding; keratin filament binding; calcium ion binding
Source: RefSeq, a predicted model, not a curated record